Messenger RNA from Lucilia cuprina (Australian sheep blowfly), 1017 nucleotides. RefSeq names its product U1 small nuclear ribonucleoprotein A (gene snf). Gene Ontology annotation, cellular component: U1 snRNP. Gene Ontology annotation, molecular function: U1 snRNA binding. The transcript has 2 exons. The record is from RefSeq and is a predicted model, not a curated record. NCBI's taxonomy places the organism in Eukaryota, Metazoa, Arthropoda, Insecta, Diptera, Calliphoridae. Gene Ontology annotation, biological process: mRNA splicing, via spliceosome. Bases 133 to 783 code for a protein of 216 amino acids.
UCACACACACACACAAACGUUUAUUAAACGUCUAAAUUUUAUGCGGUAUUUUUUUCAUUUCAACAAAUUUUCCUUAAAAAAAUAAAGAUUUUUAAUAAAAUAUCAAAUAAAUAAAUAAAAAUUUAUAGCAACAUGGAUGUGCGACCAAACCAAACCAUAUACAUUAAUAAUCUUAAUGAGAAAAUCAAAAAAGAAGAAUUGAAAAAAUCACUAUACGCCAUUUUUUCACAAUUUGGACAAAUUUUGGAUAUAGUGGCGUUGAAAACAUUAAAAAUGCGUGGUCAGGCAUUUGUUAUAUUCAAAGAAAUUGGCAGUGCUUCCAAUGCCCUCCGCACUAUGCAAGGAUUUCCUUUUUAUGAUAAACCCAUGCGCAUAGCAUACGCUAAAACCGACUCAGAUGUGGUAGCCAAAAUAAAGGGUACCUUCAAGGAAAGACCUAAGAAGUUAAAGCCACCAAAGCCCGUGCAGCCUGUGGAGGAUAAAAAAGACAAAAAGAAAAAGACUAGUAAUGCGGAGAAUGCCAAUCCCAAUACCCAAACCGAACAGCCGCCCAAUCAAAUUCUUUUCCUCACCAAUCUACCGGAGGAAACCAACGAAAUGAUGUUAUCCAUGUUGUUUAAUCAAUUCCCCGGCUUUAAGGAAGUACGUUUGGUGCCGAAUCGUCAUGAUAUUGCUUUUGUGGAAUUUGCCACUGAAUUGCAGAGUAAUGCCGCCAAAGAAGCUUUACAAGGUUUCAAGAUUACACCUUCACAUGCUAUGAAAAUAACAUUCGCCAAAAAGUAGUUUUAUGAAAUAUUUACAAUUCAUAUUGAAUACUUUUUGUCAGUCGUGCGAAUCGGAGGAAGUUUGAUUACUUUCUUUGGUUACAAAUUAGAAUUAACUAUUUUUGCAUUAGUAGAAAAGAAAAGAUUUUGUCAAACACAUUUUGAAAGUUAAGUUUUUCAAAGAGGUGUAAAAUUAAUGAAUUAAUUUAAUGUGUAAAACAAAUACAAUUUUACAAAUAAUUACAAAAACAAA